UGCUUGAGGACCAAUAUCCAACGGACUACACAGAUCCAUGCUGCCCAAAUCCGAAUGCUGUGGUGGUGGAGUCGUCAGCCAAUCGAGUGGCAGCCUUGGUGCGACGCAGAUCAACAAGAACGCGUGAGGAGGCAUCAUAGACUCAUGAGACACAAAUACGCCAAAGCCUGGAGACGGAAAGCAAUGUGGGAGAGAGAUGAUUCUCAGCCGUGGUCCUGGCGAUCUGCUCGCUGGCUGAUCAACAACCGGUGCUAUGAGAGGCCAAUCUCAGCCACCAGCCCACCCCAGCCCCCAGUAGACAAGGAGCAAGAAGACCCUCUUGCUCGUCGUUCUGAUCCACACUAUAAUCUUUCCUUCCGCGCCUUCGUCGACUAUAUCGACCGGGAGGUCGCCAGGGACCCUUAUGGCGUUUUAUUCGGUAAACACCUGGAAAGCCCUCCCUCUACAAACAACUCUUCUUGGACGUCCUUCUCUUGGAUGUUCGAAUCCAAGGCACGCGACGCCAAAGAACCAAUCUAUAACACAAGCCAGGAACCCUUAUCAUCUCAGCCAGGGGCCUCAUCGAAUGAACGGAUCCCAAUCAACAGCCACCCAAUCACCCCCCCAAGCAAAAUCUCCGUACCAGGCUCAAAGCCAGAUGCUGUAGAAGAGUAUGAGUACGAUCCAAUCACCAUGAGGAAUGUCCCCAAGACGAAGAACACUGAGUUUCUACCCAAGCAACCCUUUCUGCAAUCGCUUUUCUCCGAGCAUGGCGUUGAUAUUCCAGUCAAGAUCUACCAACCCCAUAAGGUCUUUGGAUAUAGCUCCAAGGCUAGCUCAAGGGCAUCGUCCCAAGUCGAAGUCUCACAAGGCCCCAAGGCACAGUUGGAAAGUUCGACAAAAUCCGAGAUCUCUAGUCUAAUGGCCCGAACGAAGGGUAACAGUAUCAAUACAACCGCUCAGUUCACAGACGUCUCGCCAGACCAAGAGGUUGAAGCUUUAACAGCGGAUUCAGUGGCCAAGACGCGCUCUCAACAGUCCGCUGAACCAGACGAUCACGCACCACUGUUUUCAGGCACCACAUAUGCAGCAAGGAGCUUCUCGCCGGAUUCUGCCUCCACUCCCACGUCAGACUGGCUCUCAAAAGAAGGUUUUCGAACAGCAGGUGAAUCAACAACCAACGAGAAGCAGAUUGAUGACAACGUCGUGAAAAUUUCCGACCAGAAAGUCGAAAGCAAACUUGAGCCUGCAUUGGAUCGAAUGAGAGUGGCUGCGGCCGAGAGUGGCACCAGUUCUGACUCUGUCAGGCUGGAGCCUUCCAUUGAUCGGCACGCAGGAAAGGCCUCUGAAGGUAGACGGACUCGUUUGGAAGCAACAAGAGGUGCAACCAUGCUCGAUUGGGAAUCAGAAGAUGAUGUUGAUCUUCUCCGUGCGAGUGAUGUCCGUGCUGGCACAAGGUCUGCGCGAGUGUCCAAACAACAAUUGGAAAAAUCAAAACGCAAGACUAGAUUUGAGUUGGAAUCAAAUUUCGCCAAAAAUCAGGCAAACAGUAACGAGGCUGAUAAUCUCGACGAAAAUAACAAGGCCGCUGGACAAAUUUCCAAAGGCCUGGCAAGUAUUUGGAACCAUAUUAAAGAAUAUCCGAGCGGUAUUGUUUCAAGGACAAUGCAGUCAAUGAACACUUUCAAUGAUGACUAUAAGAAAUAUGUCAAACCCAGCAGCGCUUCCAACCUUACAGAAAAACUAGUCUUCAAAGGUGAGAAUUUGAGCAAAACGCCAUCCAUCUAUCGAGCCACAACAAAACAUAACACUGACACUUUGCCCACUUCUCCGGAUGUCGAGAAAGAGGAAAAGGAGCGCUCAAGCAGGAUCGAAAGGCUAAGAGCAGCUACCGAAGAAAUGAAGAAGGACAAUGAAGUUAUCAAUGCACAGUUAUCUCGGUUGGCGGCCGACAUCAAGGUCAUUUACGAGGAAGAAUGUGGUCCUAUUGGAACACAGCCCACUAGCACUUCGGGAGACUCAGUAGUUCGUCGCCACAAACAAAAAGCGGCAGUAGACACUUCCGAAGAUUGGGAUGUUGAAGAUACUCAAUCUGAAAAGGCCAUUCAGGAGGCAGAGGCAGAACUCCACACUAUGAAAAAUGGUUUUCAGGACACGGAAGCCGAACACGGAAAGUCGGCGAAGCUUAGGGCCGUCAUGGAUGGAACGAAAGAGCUGCGAAGAGAGCUUCAUGAGACCGGGAUGGCUAUAAGAGCGAUUGAGAGCGGAAGACCGCAGACUGUUUGGAACACUCCGACAGCUUCAUCUACAAACUUUGGCAAGAAGCGAAUGGAACUGACAGACCGGCGAGCGACGGUAAAGAAGUCCGAGGAAGACAACGGUGAACGGAUACAACUGAAUCUCAAUGAGCAUGAACCUACAAAACCCACUCUAUCAGGACCACCGAAGGAAGAGUUGCCUCAAGAAGUCCCAGGUCCUGUCUUCACUCCAUCCCAGUCCCCAAUCUGGAAUGAUGAACAGCCUCCCCCCAUCGAGGAUCUGAAAGAGAAAUCCGCCGAAUCAACUUACGUUGUCUUAGCUCAAGAUGGGUCAACCGGUAAGAUAGAAAUGUCGCCCCUGAACAAUGUCCCAAUGUCUUCAGACAAAGCAGUCAGCCCAAUCUUGGUACUGUCAAAAUUGCACCGCGCCUCAGACUACCUGGUACAUUUUGAGAGACUUGAAAGAUCAGGAUACGAACUCUACACAGGGUCAAAGAACAUGCUCAUUUUCAGAAAACAGCAUCCAGGCGAGGUUCGAGAAGCUUCUCCACUGUCCACAGACUCGAGCUCUGCUCCCUCAAACUCCCUUGCCGUAGACUCGGUGAGCCCGCCGAAGCAAACGGCUACAGUGCUCGAUGAACUCCCAAGUGAAGUCGACCCGUCUCCAGGUUCAGCUGCGCCAGCAGCAGCACCAAAUCAACCUGCGAAACAACCUGAGCAGCACAUGCUGAAAUCAAGAGUGCGUCGACAGGAGCAAGUAUUUUCCGGGACUAUGCGGCCAGGGGAAGACCCUACGAGAGAGUCUAAUCAUGAGGAAAGCUUCGCACCCACCGAGCCUGGGGCAGCGCUGUGGGAGAAAUUUACACUGAGUGUGAAGCGUGCUGUUCUCAUCGCUGUCGCUCUAGGUGGUGUGGCAUACGCAAUAGGGUUUGUCGCUGAAGGAAUAGGUGCACAGACACAGAUACAGAAUGGCAUGGGCAACGGUCAAGUCCAGGGGCCGAGGAAGAGAAUUGUUAUGACCGGGCAAAGACCGGGCAUUUACAGCACAGAAAGUUCAAGA
Molecule: messenger RNA, 3297 nt
Organism: Exophiala aquamarina CBS 119918
Lineage: Eukaryota; Fungi; Ascomycota; Eurotiomycetes; Chaetothyriales; Herpotrichiellaceae
Exons: 1
Source: RefSeq, a predicted model, not a curated record